Molecule: messenger RNA, 576 nt
Organism: Adineta ricciae
Lineage: Eukaryota; Metazoa; Rotifera; Eurotatoria; Adinetida; Adinetidae
Source: the annotation of a GenBank genome assembly
AUGGGUAAUCAACAAUAUCAAACUUCAAUGGGUAAUCAGCAAUAUCAAACACGCCGUACCGAAUCUCAUUAUACUCGAUGGGACGGAGCAGGUUUACAACGAUUUACUGGAUUUGAUGCAAGUCGAUUGCCACAAAUCCAUCAACAAUUCGUCAAAGCUGCAGGUUCUGACGGUUUGGUUAGUUACAAUGAAUUCGCUCGCUUAUAUCGCGAACAUAACAUUGGACCAACUGAUGAGAGAACUAUCGAACAAGCCUUUCGUACGUUCGACGCCGAUGGAUCAGGAAAAUUGUCUUUCGACGAAUUUCUUUCCGCAGCUAUUGCAUUGAACAAAAAUACAAAUGCUCGAGAACGAAUUUCCUAUUUGAUCGACUCAAACAACCCCGGAGGUAUCAAUACAACAAUCAUCACACCAGACUACGGUCGUCAUAUUAUUCGUAAUAUGAAUCAAUUCUAUGGUACUAAUGCGGAUUUCGAUCAGAUAUGGUCGAAAAUCAAUGCUAAUAAUGGGCAAGUUCACCGGGAACAGUUUAUAUCGUAUGUCAGUCAAACCCCGACAUUUGUGCAAUUCUUUUAA